Molecule: messenger RNA, 3672 nt
Organism: Podospora pseudopauciseta
Lineage: Eukaryota; Fungi; Ascomycota; Sordariomycetes; Sordariales; Podosporaceae
Exons: 3
Coding region: 1496-3646 (716 amino acids)
Source: RefSeq, a predicted model, not a curated record
CGGGCAGCGGCGCAGGGGCAAAAGUCGGCGCUGGGUAAGAAACGGCUUCCUGACUCAUUGGAGGAGGUGGACCACGGAGCACCGAAAGGGACGAACGAAUGAGUCGCAAAGCGGUGGGACUCGCGGUGGUUGGCCGACUUCGCAGAGCAAAGCCGCACGAAUAUUGGAUUGCUACAUCGGACCCAUUUGAAGGACGUCACGCCCUUGGAAUGAAUUGAUGCAUAAGAUUGCGUCAAUGGCAGAGGAGAGAAGACCGAUACAACGCGUUGGCAAGCGGUGGUUAUGAUGGUGUCGCAACGGAAGCCAUGGAAUUUUUUUGACAUUUUUGGCGGAACCUGAGCUUCAGAACCAAUUGGACCGAGGACAGCCGUUGCUAUCCGUACCUGGGUAUCGAUAAGAUUCCCUUAUCCAACCAAUCAAAGCCCUGUCGCAAAGGUCCCAUGGCCCCAACUUUCCUUGUGUCUCCCACGCUUCUGCCGUCAGCCUUCUCCUGUUGGCCCUGACCAGGCGCCCUUCCGUUGAUUUGGUAGGCCGGCAUAUCUCUCAGUUCCGUCCGUGUGACCCGAUCAUGAUCGGAUCGGAUCUCUUUUGGCAUCAAUUUCCGGGAUACUCGGAUGUCAUAUCAGCUGGACGAUCACGAGCUGUCUCCGUCGGAGAUUGACAUUUAUCGCCAUGACGUUCAAAAGUCCCAACUUGAACAACACCAUGCGUCUCUGCGUACUUGAGCAUUGGCUUCCUCACCUCGUCCUGAACCAGUAGCCUCUCGGAUCUGACCCGGCGCCGUGCGUCAUCUCAUCUCCUGUCUACCAAUGUCAGCGCUCUGGGUUCAUCCUGAGACAGACUCCAUCCAGCAGGAACAACCGCCCGCACGACAUUGACACGCUGUCGACGCCAGCUGUUGCCAACUCACCUUCUCCCUUGUUUAGCGCCGGUUGGCAUCUGCCAUGCCCCAGGCCCGGUAGUCCACACACCUUGGGGCCGAGUACCAAAACAGUGGUAGUGAGUUUUCUGUGCUGUUGGCGAUGACCUCUUGGGGCGAAAUCUUGGGCUCUCUGUAUGUCGUCCCCAGUGGUCAGAAUCUCGAUCUCUGGUCUACAGGAAUACGAUGUGUACGCUAGGAAGCCCCAUCAAGACCAGUUUCAGACAGCUCUUACCUCUUUCCCCAGCCACGGGUAAAUGACCCUGUCCCGUCUAGUGCUGCCAGAUGGCAGCACGGAAGCAGAUUACUGCAUGAUGUGCGUCCUGCCGUCGUGAUUGGGUCCCGCGCAGCUCGCGAUGUGGUGCCCUUGUGGCCCAACUCCAUGCCUGAACUACCUCGACUCCAAAUCGGCACAUGUCCGGCUUGGUUAUUUUUGUUUAGGGGAUCAAUUGUCUUCCGUAGACAAUACAAUUAUAUUUGACCCCGUUUGCAAACAAUUCUUUAUGGUGGUGUGUUUCGUCAACCCACUUUUUCUGUGUUUAUUGCCCCUUAUCCCCGAGCUACAUCGCCAUCAACAUGUCGAACGAUACCAAAGAGACAAAGCAUAGGUUGGAGAGUGCACGCCGGCCUCAGAGGAAGGAUUCAUUUUCAUCAGUCCACUCGGCUGUUCUUUCAUGGACUGGGUUACAGACCAAGAUUGGCCCCAAAUCGAUCAUAUCAAACUCGUCGUCAUUGUCUUCGUCGUCAUCAAACAGCACAUCGUCGACUGCCACACAACACACAGCUACCCCUAGCCAAGGCCUUUCAAAGCCACAACGGAGACAUAGCCAUAGUUUUGGCACAGGCUGGGAUAACAGCAACAGGGACAACACCACCAAGAAGAAGGCACGUCCGGCAUCAAUGUCACGGAAGCUUUCAUUUUCUGGCUUCAUGGGGUUGGAGGAUCCAGUUAGUGCUAAGGCAAGGCACGCAAAGCCAAACUUUUCGAAUCUUGAUCCGAAGCGGUCGGAAGAGUCGACAAAGUCUGGAAGCAAGAAUGGGUCUUUGGAGAAGGUCAACAAGACAGCUCCCGAGGCUGCCAAACGGCUCAGUCAGGCUUCCACUCUGGUGGGAAGUGUGGUGAGGUCAAAAUCCCCUCCACCACCAACCUCCACCAUGGUCCCCAAAUCCAUCCUCCGCGUCUCCAGCCCAGACGGCAACGCCCGCCGCACCCCCCGUUUCCUCGACCCCCCGGGGCCGGGGGAGCAACCCCACAGCCCAACCCUCAACGCAGCCCUUCUCUCCCCCCUCCCCUCGCCCUCCAGUUCUUCAGAACAACAGCAAACCCCGCCCCUUUCUGAGAAACCUCCCUCCCUCUCCCCCCCUCUCACCCCGUUAAACCCCCUCCUCGACUCCCCCCCGGCAUCCCCCCUCCUCACCCCAGCAAGAACAAUGUCCCCCUCCACCGUCCGCUUCGCCAAAGCGACAGUCCACCGCGUGGAGGUCGGCCCCGGGCGGAGGUUCCUGCCAGUGAAACGAAAGUCAAAGUCGACAAUCACCUAUGUUUCUCCGCAUGACCCGGGGCCGCAAAAGACGGCUCCCAAGACGGUGCUGAAGAGCGCGACGAAGUUGCGACGCCACCAGGAGAAUCAAAAGGCUAUGGGGCGGUACUGGAUGAGGACGGAGGAGGAGGAGGCGCAGUGGAGGGCCGAGGCGGAGGCGAGGGCGCAGGAGGAGGCGGAGAGGUAUAGGAAUGAGCCUAGCAGUCCUGUUGUUGGUGGACUGGAAAAAGAGGUGGGGAGUUUGGGGGAGGUGAUGAUGGGAAAGGAGAGUGAGGGGGUGGGUGAGAAGGGGGAGGGGAAGGGGUUGGGGAAGUUGGUGGAGGAGAGCGAGGAAAGUGAUAACGGGGGGGUGGAAGAAGAGGUGGUGGUGGUGGUGGAGGAGGAGGAGGAGGAGGAGGAUAGCUCGAGUGACAGUGAUGAUGGGUCUGAGGCCGGGGCGAGGUGUGUGGAGGAGGUGGUGAUUACGGAAGUGAUCGACUUGACGGAACCCAUCGAAGAGGAGGAAGAUGGCGACAAGACUGUUGUGGAGUUGCCAAAAGCAGCGAAAGUAUCUGUCGAGGAGGUGCCCGCGGAAUCACCAACCGAGAACCACCACCCAACGCCUGACCCGAACCCGGACGUCACCGAGGUCGAUGCGUCCCCCUUCCCACAACCCCCUUCCCCUCCUCCCAUGAGCUCAACCAACCCCGCUCAGUUCAAACCCAACACCGCCUCCUUCUCCCACCUCCACUCCCAACUCCUCUCCUCAGAAAAAGAAGCCGCCGCCCUCCGCGCCCGCCGCACCGCCGAGCGCCUCCAGCAGUCCCUCCUCAACGAGAAGCCCGCCACCAACGCGAUCAUCUCGGUCCACCUCGCCAGUCACCAGACUCUUAAGUCCCCCAACUUCCCCGCCCAGCUCCGGACCCCGAGUCCGGGUAGCGAAAAGCCCGACAACAGAAGACGGCUGAGCCAGACGAGGUCGACUGCUGAUCUCCGGACUUUCAAGCUCCCCGAGCCGGCAACCACCGGGAGUGGGAAUGUGGUGGGACAGAGCGCCAUGGCUAGUGUUGCGACGGCGGUCGGGAGCGAGAUUCAGAGGUCGACGAGCCCGAAUAAUAGCUUGCAACUGUCGAGGGGGAGGAGGGAGAGGAGUCGGAAUCGGGAGAGGGGGUAUUUCCAGGUUAAGAAGGAAGGUGUUGUUGUAUAAAAGGGGAUUAUGAGGUGAUAAGUGGC